This is a messenger RNA of Botrytis fragariae, 1704 nucleotides long. RefSeq lists its product as uncharacterized. The transcript has 2 exons. The record is from RefSeq and is a predicted model, not a curated record. The coding region runs from base 1 to 1704 and encodes 567 amino acids. Lineage: Eukaryota; Fungi; Ascomycota; Leotiomycetes; Helotiales; Sclerotiniaceae.
AUGUCACUACAAUCUGCUUAUAAGCAGUUUCUAGUUUCCCCCAACCCCUCCUUACUCGCAGCUGAUGCCUCCCUUCAUUUCAUUACAACUCUGGUCACUGUUCAUGGAGCUUCUGAUGUUGUCAAGCAUUUAAAUGGACAGAACCAUCAACUCGAGAAGAAAGAGGAAACCUUCCUAAAUACUGUAGAAGGAACCUCCUCCAUCGCCGCAGAAAUCCACACAACCAUUGAAUUCAAGACAUCCGGAGGAUCCUAUCUACCUGGACUGGAUGACAACUUUCUCGCUGAUCGCACAGUUACCUUUCCAAUCAUCCAUAUCGUAAGUUUCGAUGCCAACGGAAAGAUCCAACAAAUUCGACAGAACUGGGACCAGGGAUCACUUCUUAAAUUGAUUGAUGUUAUCGGAAAGACUGGACGAAACUGGCCAAUCCGGGAUGGAAAGGAUCAGAUAAAGCUCAUCGCAUCAAGCGUCAAAAACACUGGUACGUUAGAUGCUUCUUCGAACGUGGAUCCGCUCGCUCGUGCCAGAGGUAACUCCAAUAAUGUAUUGCGCGACCCGCACGCAAGCCUUUCCUUGUUUACUCCCCGUGAAGAUACUGGAUCCAAGUCCCGUCCGGCCGAAGUCCCAGCCAGUGUAUCCGCAAAGCCAGCACCUCGGGACUAUGAUGAUCUUUUUAUUAACAAGAAUUCCUCGACUGACGAUGUUCUUUCUCCUCCAAAAGCAGGCGCUUCCAAGAAAUUCGCACCAUCUCGACUAUUCGAUGCCGAUGAGGAUGAAAACACCCUAGAUAGCCCUGUCCGCGAGAAGUCGAAGGACCCCAUGUACCGCCCAAAUCCAGCUAGGUAUGAACACUUCGAUAUCACCGAUGGCCCCGAGGAAGAGGAAUCCAUUCGACCCCCAACUGGCAAGGGUGGCAAGGGUCAACAUCAAAGUCAAUGGGGCUUUGAUGAUUUCCAAACACCACAAAAGGCUGUUCCUACUAAAGUUCUUCGCGCAGCUGAAGUUCGCCAUUGGGGUAACAGUGAUGAUGAAGUCUUAGAUAGUCCAGUCAAAUUCAAGAAAGCCGAAAAACCUCGCAAGGAUGCUCAGACUCAUUUUGAGUUCCAAGACGACGCCACCCCUCAGAAGGAUCGUCGUAUCGUUGGAAACCCUCGCGGGCAAGGACACAACAAUGGACUUGGGCUCUACAAAGACAUUCUAUUUGGUGAGAAUGGAGGUGAUACACCAGCAAAGAAACAAACUACAGGUCUUACAAAUGCCAAGGACAGAACCAAGGACCUUAAUCAUUUCAGCAUGGCUGAUGAAUCGCCAGUAACUGAACAGGCUCCUACUCACAUGGCAGGAGAUAGGGCCAAGGCUGUGAAGAUGAUGGAUGCUAACUGGGACACAUACGAUGAAUCACCUAUUGAGAAGAAUGCCAGAAAAGAGAAUGACCCUUCUUCACCAAGUCGCUCCAACUCUACCAAGGAGCCAUUGUCUGAAAUUAACACGACUUCUAAGCGCAACCAGCAAAAUACUGGUAUCAAGACAAUGGGUGAUGGAAUGGGCGGUAGCAAAGGUGCAGGUAGAAGUUGGGGUUUCGGAGAUGAUUCUGAUGGAGAGGAAGCAGGUGGCCUCAACGGUGUAGGAAGCAAAUUCCGCAGUGGUCGUCCUGGCAAAGCCCAAAAUCAAAAAGCUACUGGUGGUGACUUCUGGGAUUUCUAA